AUGACGACACCUACGUUGAUCGAUCUUCCUCCGCCACCUUCUGACCCCGUAACACCGUCACCGUCAGACAUGGGCCCUGGCACACCCAAUUCUGGCACAACAUCACUCUCCGCGCUCUCAACCAUAGCCAUCAAGGAUGGCCACCAAGGCAGCCGCUACCACACCCGCCAUGGCCAUCGAUCAUCAAACGCUUCCGAAACGUCCACAACAACACUGGAUGCAGAACGCGCAGAUCGUAUCUCACGCUUAGCAGGCCUGGAGCGCGUAGCCACGAGACCCAACGGAGCCGGGACGACCCCUUCAGCCAACACGCAUGGGCUGCCAGGUGGAUUCACCAUUCAACAAACCCCAGGCUACUUCGACCAUCUGCAACAACCUUACCUAAAAGAACGAAGCACAGUCGGCAGCGCCAGCGCCACGGGCUCCGUCGGCGGCCGCACAACCUGGGCCAGCGGCAGCGACAACCUGGACCAAGACAGACUAGGUGACGACGACGGUGUCUCCAGCUUAGGCGGACUCAGCGACGAAGGAAACUCCAGCCUUGUCGGUUUCGGUGAGGGCGCAAGCAGCACCGUAAGCGGACCCGUUUCAACCUCCGCAGCUCGAAUUUCCGUCGCUUCCAGCAACCGCGGGGUCGGUGGGAGGAAUAGCCCUGCGCCUAACUAUCGGCCACAAACAGGCAGCGGACAUACCUCGUAUACACAGUCAAGCCUUGGAGCAGCGGAGAAUGGCCCUUUCAACUCAUCAACCUCGCCGGCGGGAUCUACUACCCCCGAGCCACAGCUAGUGGCCAACAACGACAACGCGGAGACGAAUUUUGACGCGCGAAUGGUCGACGGCAUGACGUACGACGAGGACAUUGUGGAUACGACAGCUCGAUGGUCGACGGCAUGA
Messenger RNA from Blastomyces gilchristii SLH14081, 894 nucleotides. RefSeq lists its product as uncharacterized. The record is from RefSeq and is a predicted model, not a curated record. The transcript has 2 exons. Lineage: Eukaryota; Fungi; Ascomycota; Eurotiomycetes; Onygenales; Ajellomycetaceae. The coding region runs from base 1 to 894 and encodes 297 amino acids.